ACGACGAAACAAGAACCGCACCGAUCAGCUGUGCAGAAGCGAAUGUCCGCCGCCGCCCAGCUGACCGGACGGGGUAGACCCGCCGCGCCGAGAGAGCGCUCUCGCGGCGCGGAGGGAAAGACUAUGUCGGGGAGUCAGGUGCAUCGCCGCCCGAUGGCGCUGCAGUCGCCGUAAAGUCAGUCGUUUGUCCGUCAAGUCAUUUGUCGUAACGGGCUCGUUACAAAAGGCCCUGUUCCCCAAUACCCUCUCCUUAACUCGUCUCGGGUGUCAGCGCCCUUGUGAGAAUCGAGGGGGCGGGGCUGGAGUCGCAACGGGCCCCGUCCCUAACCCCUGUCUUGGCCGACUGCGAAGGGUACUCCUCUGGUCUCGGCAGGAAUUUCCACAAAAUUUUCACACACCCAUGUUCCUGAAGGUCUGCUCUAAUUAUUCAUCCAAAAAAAGUUCACUCACAUGCACACACAUUCAAGUGACGACCCGCGAAGCACGGGGCAGGCCGCCUGCAGCCGCCUCCCUCCAAUCCGACGCACCGCCUGCGCGCCGCUCCGUAACGGCCGCAGCCGCUCCAGGCCUCUCUGAGUGGCGCGCUCUAGCGGCCGGCCGCCGAGACAGCCCAGCCGCGAGCAGACGAGCUCGUGUUUUGAAUGUUGUUUGUUUACACGACAGAGGCAGCUUUUCGUGAAAUUAAAUAAUUCGUUCAUAAGAUGUCUGACAAUGAUGACGAGGAUUUCAACGCUAGUUAUGAAGCGGAUAAUCCCGAUAAUACUACGGUAGUAGUAUUGUGAUGUCUGUUUCGUAAAUGAACCAAAUUUGUUCACAACUUUCAGACUUACGCAAUGCUCAGCGCACGAUUGGACUCAACGUUUUGUCUUUUUAUGUUUUAGGAAGUUAGUUGUUUAAACGAAACGGUGGUGUCUGAGUCAUCCUGUAAUGACGAAUUGGAAUCUUCCCUUUCGUUUUCUUCUACGACGUCUGAGGCCCCGUUGUCAUCAACUCCUAGUAAGAAGGGUACAGCAAGCAGGACAAGCAGCAGACAGAAAAAAGGCUCAAAGGCUCUUCCCAAGAGUAAGGAACCGUUUAAGGUUCCUUCUGCACCUCCUAUUUUUUGGGGGAAGUGUCCCCGGUGUGGUAGGGGCCUGAAAUCCAUGUCAGGGCUGAACAACCACAUUUUAGCUCAUGACUGGAAAGAUCUUGCAACAAAGAAGCCCUCGAGUUCAGCGAUAGAAGAGUAUUGUCAUGAGGCUCAUGUAUCAAUACUUGAAGCUAUGAAGUCGUUGCCCAAAGGUGGCAAAAUUGGCAUAGACUUCAAUGAGUAUGUGUCCAAACUUAUUGAAAAAAAAAGUAGCCCUGAAUGGAAGAAACUGGUUGAUGCAGUGAGUUCUCUACUCUCAAAAAUUUUAAGCUUUAAUAAUAAUAGGAGGAGUGCUACUUUUGGAUCUGCAUUAAGAAACCACCUGUACAGUUCUAUUCGAAAAGAGCUGUCCAACACUGAGAAACGUGAUGAAUUGAUGGAUUUAUUGCUAGGUGUUGAGGUGGUAAUUGUCCAGGUAGCUAACUUAUUUUUGUUUGAUUUUGUUCAACAAAUGGGAAAUGCUGCUUUAGUAUUUGUCUUUCGAUCCAUUACUGGAAGAACUGGAAAGGAGAAAGAAGGAAGACAAAGUAUGGAGAAAGACUGCUUCCCAUCUGCUAAAGAGCAGAACCGCACAAAAUGUGAACAAAUGCGCCCCUUCAAGAACCUCAGAAUUAUUUUGGAUGGUGUUGAAAUCAAAAUUGAAACACCAAGCAAUUUUCACAUGCAAGGAAAUACAUAUUCACAAUACAAAGGUUGCAAUACUGUGCGAUUUAUUGUAGGCAUUGACAGUUCUGGUGCAACUGCUUUUAUUAGUCCAGCCUGUGAGGGUGCGCUCUCUGAGAAAGAAGCAGUACUGAGAAGUGGUCUACUCCAACGGCUAGAAAAGGGAGAUCUAGUAAUGACAGAUCGUGGCUUUGAAAUAACUGCAGAACUACAAGCUAUUGGUGUACAUCAUGUAAAACCACCCAGUCUUGGACAACGUGACAGCCUUACAGCUGAAGAGGAAACAUUGACCAAGGCAAUUGCAUGUGUUAGAAUCUACAGUGAACAUGCUAUAGCUGACAUUAAGGAUAACAAGCUCUUGAGAAAUGUUCUUCCUCUGUCAAUGUAUCCUGAGAUAUCUGAUUUAGUGUAUGUUGCUGGUUACCUACGAAACUUUUCUCCUAAGAGGAUCAUUAGUAAAUCUUUUAGUCGAAGGAAUCCCGAUGAAGAAAAUGGCAAUAAUCCAGAUGACUUAUAAUUUUAAGAUUAUGUUCUGAAUGUGCUAAACCAUUCCACUUGAGUUUUCUUUUAAAAAUCUAUUUUUGAGAAAGCAAAGACAAAAUGAUGAUAGAAAUAAAAAUUGUUUUAUUGGAAUUAAUGUGUCAUAAAAAACUUCACCAAUUCCCCUUGUGAUGAAUGUUGUGUAAAUUUUUCUGAUUUUCCACUGAAGACCUGCAAACCUAAAGGCUUAAGAAAGUUGAUUAUUGUUCCAUCACUGACCACACCAAGACCAUGUAAGUUUACCUGACUCGCUGCAAAAUAAAGGUACAGAACUAAACUCAUUCCAUUCAUCUAGAUGUCAA
Frankliniella occidentalis (western flower thrips) is the source of this 2634-nucleotide messenger RNA. RefSeq lists its product as uncharacterized. The transcript is spliced from 2 exons. The record is from RefSeq and is a predicted model, not a curated record. NCBI's taxonomy places the organism in Eukaryota, Metazoa, Arthropoda, Insecta, Thysanoptera, Thripidae. The coding region runs from base 1143 to 2309 and encodes 388 amino acids.